GGCUAUCAUGGGCAGAUUGGCCCCUGCACCUGCGCCUGCUGCCGCAAGCCCCUGCACCCCUGGCCCUGCACCCGGGCGGGCUGGCCAGCCCCGCCUCUGCCCCGUCGCCCCAACCAACCUUUAGGCGCAGUUCAGCCAGCCUGCGCCAGCCAGCCGAUAUGUGCCGAUACUGCUUACAACAAGCCUAUUAGCCUAGAUACAGUAAGCAAAGGCAUUGGCACAGGCGAGCAUCGGUGACACCGGUGCAAUCGGUCGCCCACCACCAAGUAUUUGCCCCUUGCCUCGUUUGACCGCUAUUCUCUUGAAAACAUAAACAUGACUGACGAACUCAUGAAUCACUCAUGAUACGUCUGCCAACGGGCCUUGUUCCGUUGGUGGCGGCCUGGGGCCUUCAGAGCGCGCUUCACAGCGGGCUUGUAUGGCUCCAGGCCGACCAACCCACCUCAGCGCUUACUGCGCACGUAGUGCUGUCAAUGUUAACAUUAGUGUUAGUGCUGGCGGCUCUGGCAACGGUUCACCUGAGCUUUGCUCCUCGCGCUAUCAGCCAAAGUUCACAAACGGAAGAGCUACAAAUCUUCAUUAGGCUUCCUUCAGGGCAACUCGUCACGUUCGUGGGACCUGUCGAUGCCACUGUGGGCUCUGUCUUCGACUUUAUCGCUUCCACGACCCUCUUCCAUCUAGAUAACAGCCGGAUAUGGCGCUUGGUCGCGCGCGGCGGCGACACGCUGCUGGAGCGUUCGACCGUGCUGGCACGUCGUGGCCUGGCGUCCGGUUCCGAGCUGCAAGUGCUCGCACGGCUAAUGGGUGGCACUCCAAAGAGAAGGCCAUCAGCACCCUCAGACAACUGGCUCAGCCUCCACCGCUUCACCCGCUUCCGAAACCACUUCGGAGACCCCGUCUACACGUGCACCAACCCUGGAUGCCGUUCGCCAACACAGUUCAAGGAUAGAGCGGCUUGCUCUCGCCACGAAAAAUGCUGUGAGGGUGCACCUCGGGACCUCCCUCUCCCUGCCGGUACCGGUGGCGAAGGCGGCCUAGGAGACGCUGACUUUCCUGAGGGAGGGUGGGAUUCGCCUGCGGGUUCUGUUAGUGAGAGCGACAGCAUGGACACUAACGGUAGCGGCACCGGCAGCGGUAGCGGCACCGGCAGAGGUAGCGGCACCGGCAGCGGUAGCGGCACCGGCAGCGGUAGCGGCACCGGCAGCGGUAGUGGCACCGGCAGCGGUAGCGGCACCGACGGCGGCGGCGGCGGGAAUGUUGGCAAUGGCAGUGACAGGAGUGUUGGUGGCUACAGUAAUAGCGGCAGCGCCCGGGUGGACAGCGACUACCUAUACUCCGAUGAGGAAGAGGAAGAUGCUGCUGACGCUGAACCGGGUCAUUUCCUGGCGGCAGCUCUACACCGCGUUGUGGCUUCUCUCGACCAGGACGACCCUGCCAACAUCAACACCAUUGAGCUGCUGAAUGCUAUUCUGCAGCAAUUCGGGCACCUGGCGCCUGUUGACGGCGACGGUGAUGCUGAUGACCAAGCCGGUGCGGUUGCCAACGACCUUGCGGCGCAGGGUAUGGUCAUGCAACCCACCAACAUCUCCGAACUACAGCAUGGUGCGCGGUCUGUGCAGCACUUCAAGGGCAUCAUGUCAGAGCCGCUGUGGAGAACAGGCACUCAAUCUGCACCUAUCACUGUGGGGCAGUUUGCUUACGCUUGGAUGAAGGAGAAGAUUGAUGGGCGCGUACGGGAUAAUGUUGCGGACCGUCAGCUGCGUUUCCUUCGUGACGUGUGCUUUCCACCUGGCAAUAACUUGCCCCCGUCGCUGUACAUAAUGAAGAAGAUGUUGGACAUUCCAGACGCACGUGACUUUGAGAAGCACGUUUGUUUGAGCGACAAGUGCUUGUUCCCUGAUUUCCCUCGAGAUGAGUGGCACCAGCACCUGCAAGAUGAGUGCGGCUGCGGCCAUCGACGGUUUAAGCCUGCCCGGCCAGGACACCAACCAGUUCCGAACAAGAGGUUCUACGACUUCGGUGUCGAGAAUGUCGUGCGCGGCAUGUUCAUGGACCCACGGUUCUGCACGUUUCGCGGCACAGGGCGCGACAACAACCCUGACGACUUCUACGGCUCGCGGUACGCGCAAGACAUCAAUGCCAAGACUUCCGGCGAGUUCUUCGAGCCCGACAGCUCGGCUUACGACCUGGGCUUUGACUUCGGCGAGGUCUUCUCAUUCAAGAAGUACAGCUGCGGGAUGCUGUUCAUUCGGUGCGCGGACCUGCCAGUGACUCAACGCAGCAAGCGCCGCCACUGCUUCCCCCUGAUCAUCACGCCCGGACCUUCGGAGCCUGACUCAAUGGAAGUCUACUUGCGCCCAACACUGACAGCAUUCAAGGCCUUCGGGCCUGGCACCGAGGGUAUGACCGUGGUGGACGCUGCUUCGGGCCGGACCUUUGGGCACAAGAUGUUUCUGGGCGGUAUCUUUGCUGAUACGCCUGCAAACCGGACGUUGAGUCUUUGGCUCUCCCAUGCGGCCAAGAACGCAUAUGCCAGAGACUGCACUAUGCGGUGACAGCAGGAUCCGGAUCUCUCAUGCGCACCACAUGGAUCGGGCACAGGUUGUGGAAAGUAAUCAUGACUUGGCAUCGGCGCUGGGUUGCCAUGGCAUUUCCUGCAUAGCGAAGGAGCUGUCGUACAUAGACAUGAAUAACGUGUGGGUUGUGCCCAUAGCGCAUGCAGCUCUGUUCGGUGUCAUCAAGAAGUUCUGGCACUUUGUGCUGGGCGAGUCCGUCAAGAAGGCUGAGAGUGACUUUGUGUUAAGUGUAGAGGCUCGUCGCAGAAUGACUGCACGUGCAUCCCAUUUCAUCAUUACUAAUGACUUUAACCGACCCUACCGUGACAUUGUCCCCUGCUCGUACUGGACCAUGGAAGAAUGGCUGAUGUGUGUGUGCGUGUGUGUGUGUGUGUGUGUGUGUGCGUAUGUGUGUGCGCGUGCGUGCGUGCGUGCGCGCGUGCUUACAGGGUGGUGCACACGAUCGUGGCGUGCCUUCCUGUCUCGUGUAAACCGGAGGCGCGGGCCGGGGUAACCCUUAUAACGCGAGCAAAUGAUAACGUCCGUCUUAUUGUUCUCCCUUGUCAGGGGCACGUUCCUAGUCCUACGCUCCCAUAUAUACUAAACGGCGGCUGACCUGGCAAGCCCAGAUCUGUGCAAUCUGUCGACGCGCCUUGCCCGAGUCCCGUAGGGAUAUGGGGCAUCGGGAAGGUGUUAACUGUGCUGGAGGUGUGUGGAAAGGGAAUGGCGUCGAUGGCGUGUGGAAUGUACACACCCGUCUGGCUUA
Molecule: messenger RNA, 3321 nt
Organism: Chlamydomonas reinhardtii
Lineage: Eukaryota; Viridiplantae; Chlorophyta; Chlorophyceae; Chlamydomonadales; Chlamydomonadaceae
Exons: 8
Coding region: 801-2555 (584 amino acids)
Source: RefSeq, a predicted model, not a curated record